Uranotaenia lowii is the source of this 8564-nucleotide messenger RNA. RefSeq lists its product as uncharacterized. Gene Ontology annotation, molecular function: G protein-coupled receptor activity; nucleic acid binding. Bases 1 to 6240 code for a protein of 2079 amino acids. Gene Ontology annotation, biological process: G protein-coupled receptor signaling pathway; DNA integration. Lineage: Eukaryota; Metazoa; Arthropoda; Insecta; Diptera; Culicidae. The record is from RefSeq and is a predicted model, not a curated record. Gene Ontology annotation, cellular component: membrane. The transcript has 4 exons.
AUGGCGGCUGAAAAGAAGAUCCAGGUGAUGUCUUAUUACCGUAUGAUAGACUCCAUUGAGUCACGAGCGGAAAAAUUGCUUUUAUUUGUGCGUUCUUUUGAUACCGAGAAGCAAGAAAGUUCACUUCUCGAAGACAAGCUUGAGUCGAUUGACCAGAUGCGUUCUUUAUUGCAUGAAACUGAGGUAAAAUUAUAUGGGGUAAUUAAGGAGGAUGAGGUUGGGUCCCUGCAGAUGACGAUUGAGAAGAUAGAAGAUUUGUUUGAUGACAUCCGUCACCGAGUUCGAAAGAUUAUCCGAGAAAUCGAUCCUCCCAAGCCGAUAAGUGCCCCAGCAGCGGUCAAUUCAACACAACACCCCCAUACAAAAUUGCCAGAUAUUCCUCUUCCCCGAUUCAAUGGCCAAUUGGAAGAAUGGCUGACAUUUAAAUCCCAAUUCAAUUCGUUGAUUAAGCGUCGUGAGAGUUUGUCAGAAAGUGAGAAGCUAUUUUACCUGAAGGCUGCCAUCCAAGAUGGUUCAGCCCGUCAUGUCCAGUCCUCCGAAGACAAUUUUUCAUCACUCUGGAAGGCAUUAUGUUCAGAGUUUGAAAAUAAGCGAUUGUUGGUAGAUAGGCAUAUUGCUCAGCUGUUUCAUUUGAAACCUUUAGUUCGCGAGUCUGGAUCCGCAUUACGAACUUUUCUGAGUGACGUUACUCGUAAUAUUAGAGCUUUGGCUAAUCUUGAGCUAAAAUUAGAACCUUUAUCUGAACAGUUCUUGGUUUUUCUGGUAUGCGCGCGAUUGGACACCCGCACCAGAAAGGAUUUCGAGCUUCAGUUUACUGAUCAUUCCUUGCCAUCUUGGGAGAAACUUCUCGAGUACCUACAGUCUAGAUGUAGAUGCCUAGAGAGCAUAGACCAGGAUAAACAAGAGGUUCAAAGCUCAAGCUUUCGAGGAAGAUUCGGGCACAAUGAGCGAAGUGGGUCACACUCAUCUAAGGUUUUAGCAAUCAAUACCGGCAGGUCAUAUGGUAACCCUGUUUGUUUUGCAUGUAAGGGGAAUCAUUAUUUGAGCAACUGCGAAGACUAUCUGAAGCUACAAUUACGCGAUCGUAUCUCGAAGGUGCGCAGUCUUGGAUUGUGCAUGAACUGUUUUAGUAACCGACACCAUGUUAGAGACUGCAAGGGGAGCUCCUGCAAGAAAUGUGGAGGCCGUCACCACACUACGUUGCAUGAAAACAAUGCUAACCAGCCAACUCAACCAACACCUACCCCGCGUAGGACCACUGAGAUGCCUACAACUUCCUCAAAUGCGCUAGUAGCUUCCGUUGCAUGUACUAAUUCGCAGCCAAAACAGUACAUUCUCUAUACCGCAGUUUGCAUGAUAGAAGACGAGUUUGGAAAUUUGAUCAGUUGUCGUGUUUUGCUCGACAGUGGGUCGAUGCAUAAUUUAAUAUCCACGCGUGUGGUAAACGCGUUGCUCUUGCGAAAGACGAAGGUGAACAUGUCCGUUGAAGGUAUUUCCGGUGCACCUAAGAUGAUUUCAAGUCAGGUCAGAGUAAAGAUCCAUUCCACCUACAAGUCAGACUUCACCUACAGCACAGAGUGUUUGGUCAUGAGCAAAAUUACAGGAAACUUGCCAAUCAAUUCGUUCAAUAUUGAUCCUGGGCAAAUUCCGUCAGAGAUAGUACUCGCAGAUCCGUGGUUUAGUCAAUCACGAAGAAUUGAUAUGCUUCUUGGAAUACAAGUGUUCCAUGAAAUGUUUACUGGGCAAACCCAUACCAUAAUUGAAAAUCCUCCUUGUUGGUGCGAAGAAACCGUCUUUGGUUGGGUAGUAGGUGGUGCUAUUGAAAGACCAGAAGUUGAUCGAACGAUCUCUAAUGUCUGUAAGAUCGUUACGAAUGAGGCGUUGAGCGAGCAAAUUAGCAGAUUUUGGGAAGCCGAGUCCAUUCAUGAGCCUCGAAUGUUGACUCACGACGAAAGAGCCGCAGAGCAAAGUUUUUCCGAUACUUGCUGCCGAUUGGAAAAUGGUCGCUAUGAAGUAGGUCUGCCAUUGAGACCCAGUAUAAAGGAAUUAGGUGACAGUCAAACGAUAGCUUUGCGUAGAUUUCUACAGACAGAAAAACGACUGAUUCACGACCAAGAUCUUUACGACCAGUACCGAGAAUUCAUGCAUGAUUAUGAAACCCAGGGCCAUAUGAUUAGGUGUGACACCAAUUGCUCAGAAGGAUAUUUUCUGCCACACCAUGCGGUGCUUAACUUGGCAAGCACCACGACGAAGACGCGUGUCGUUUUUGAUGCGUCUGCAGCAGCUUCGAGGGGAGGUUCCCUGAAUGAUCACCUUUACGUUGGCCCUACCAUUCAGCCCAAGCUCGCCGAAAUCGUGCUACGAUUUCGGGUGCCCAAGAUUGUAUUUACGGCAGAUAUUACGCAGAUGUUCAGGCAAAUUAGAAUCCGAGCAGAAGAUCAGAAGUACCAACAGAUAUUUUGGCGUCGCCAGCCGAACGAAUCUUUAGAGGUGUUCCACUUGACGACAGUAACGUAUGGGACAGCCUGUGCGCCUUUUCUGGCUACAAGAACGCUCGAGCAGCUUUGCACGGAUGAAAAAGAGCGUUUCCCCUUAGCGUCGAAGGCGGGAACCGAAGAUGUCUACAUGGAUGACAUCUUGAGUGGAGCGGACACGUUAGAAGAUGCCCUGAACCUGCAGACUCAAUUCGUCGAAAUGACCCAGGCCGGUGGGUUCAAUCUCCAUAAAUGGGCGUCGAAUCAUCCCGAAUUAAUGAGGCAAAUUGAUAAUACUGAGCAUGAAAGAGCGUUUUUCGAAGAUGAGAAAACCACAAGAACUUUGGGUUUAACCUGGCAACCCAGAAAGGACGUAUUUUUGACCAGAUUGCACGAAAUUGAAUUUCACCUGGGACAGACGACAAAAAGAACCAUUUAUUCUGACAUCGCCAAGCUUUACGACCCACUGGGACUGCUGGGUCCGUUGAUUUUCGCUGCGAAAGUACGAAUGCAGAAAAUAUGGCAACUGAACUUAGACUGGGAUGAAAUAUUGACACGAAACGACGCUGAAAUCUGGGAGGUUUUCCGCAACCAGUUGAAAGAGAUGGGUGAAAUAGUUGUUCCUCGUUGUGUUUUUCCCCAUUCGAAGCCGCAAUCUGUUGAAUUGCAUGGAUUUUGUGACGCCUCCAGUCUGGGAUAUGGAGCUUGCGUCUAUGUUAGAUCUUGUGAUAUGACCAACUGUAAAAUUUCCCUCCUUACCUCAAAAUCUCGAAUCGCACCCUUAAAGAACGCUAAACUCACGAUACCGCGAUUAGAGCUAAGCGGUGCGCUUGUACUUGCACGAUUGAUUUCCAAUAUAACGCACAACCUUAAGAUUUCAUUUUCCAGAAUCAUUCUCUGGUCCGAUUCCACCACAGCACUUUCCUGGAUCAAGACCGACCCUAGCCGACUCAAAACCUACGUAAGCAACCGAGUCAUCGAGAUACAAGAGUUGGCUAAAGGCAUUGAGUGGAGAUACGUGGGGACGCAUGACAAUCCAGCAGAUAUUAUAUCUCGAGGAUUGUUACCUUCCGAGAUACGAGAUUGCGAAAUCUGGUGGUCAGGCCCGAACUUUCUGUACCACGACGAAGAAGAUUGGCCUCAAAGAUUCCAGCACAUCCCGACCGAGCAACUUCCGGAAACGAAAAACCCAACCAUUAGCCUCACAGUUACUGACCCUCCUGCCAUGUUUUACCUGUUUGCGACGGAGAACAACUUUAGAAAAAUGCAACGAAUAAUGGGAUUAGUUCUACGAUACAUCGACCACAUACGACCCAAGAAAGACAGACAGCAUCGGUACGGCGUUCUACGUAUUCCAGAGCUACAACGAGCGACGGUUGCAUUGGCCAGUAUUGCGCAACAAGAGACAUUCCCCAAGGAAUUCAGCUGCCUCGACGCCGGAAAGGUAAUUCACAGUAAAAGUAAACUAAUCAGCUUAUCUGUGUUUUUAGAUCGAUCAGAAUAUGUUCUGCGAGUGGGGGGUCGGAUUCGUCACGCACAACUGCCCGAAAGUCAGAAGCAUCCUAUUAUUCUGCCAGCCACGCACUGUUUCACUCACGCCGUGAUUCGUGCGUAUCACGUUGAGAUGUUGCAUGCUGCUCAACAGCUUCUACUUUGCGGAUUACGCCAUCAAUUUUGGAUUCUGCAUGGCCGCAGUACGGUGCGAAGGGUUAUUCGCCGGUGUGUCACUUGCAUGAAAGCAAAACCGGUAGGAAUGCAGCAGAAAAUGGGUGACCUACCCUUUGCGCGAUUGGAAGGUGUGCAUGCAUUCUACAACACUGGGGUAGAUUUUGCCGGACCGAUCUACCUGCGACAGCAUAACAAGCGUGGGACUGUUUUGUACAAAGCAUAUGUGGCCGUCUUUGUAUGCUUUGCUACACGUGCGAUACAUCUAGAGCUAGUGGGCGAUUUGACAGCGGAUUCCUUCAUCGCCGCACUACACCGAUUUGUGUCCCGUCGGAGCAAGUGUGCCAGAUUGUUCUCCGACAACGGUCUCAACUUUGUGGGCAGCCGCUCAAAGUUACGAGAGAUGUACGACCUGUUUCAGUCCCAGCUCCUGAAAAAUAAAUUGAACGACUUUUGCUCCAAGUCAGCCAUCGAAUGGAACAUGAUCCCACCAAAUGCCCCACACUUUGGCGGGUUGUGGGAGGCCGGUGUGCGCUCUGCCAAGUACCACCUUAAGCGCAUCACUGGAACAGCGAAUAUGAACUUCGAAGAAUACACGACAGUGUUGGCCCGCAUCGAAGCGCUGCUCAACUCGCGGCCUAUCACUCCGCUGUCCGAGGACCCACGAGAUUUGCGACCUCUGACUCCUGGUCAUUUCUUGGUCGGCCGCCCUCUGACAGACAUCGCAGAACCGAGACUGGUCGAACGCAAGGAAUCAACACUAUCCCGCUGGCAACGUUAUUCGAAAAUGGUCCAACAUUUCUGGGAUCGUUGGUCUCAUGAUUACAUCACGACGCUACAGAACCGCAACAAGUGGCAUGUGCGGUACCCCGUGAAAGCUGGUCAACUGGUCAUCAUUCGAGAAGACAACGUGCCGACAACAGCGUGGCGCCUCGGCAGAAUUGAAACGGCUAUUCCUGGUCCCGAUGGUUUGGUGCGCGUCGCAGAUGUGCGUGUUGCUGAUGGGUCCAAAGGCACCAAGGUAUUCCGACGUCCGAUAGCCAAACUGUGCCUGCUGCCAAUCGAGGACAACGAGGUAGAACCUGAAUACGACUUCGAAGACGGCAACGAGAAUUCCGAAGAUAAAAAAAGCAGUGAAAAAGUAUUCCGGAUAGAUCCGACGAUAUCGGAUAGGUCGUUCUAUCGCCGCUCGGACACAAACCGGCAACGGUUGAUUCACAAAGCCAAGAUGAAAUCACUGCGGAUAUCGGUCGUCAUCGUGGUGGUGUUCAUCGUUUGCUGGACCCCGUACUACAUCAUGAUGCUGAUCUUCAUGUUUCUCAAUCCCUCCGAACGGAUGGGCGAAGAUCUCCAGGCGGGCAUCUUCUUCUUCGGCAGCUCCAACAGUCUGAUAAACCCGCUCAUCUACGGCGCCUUUCAUCUGAUUCCGAUCCGGAGGCGGAAUAAUCAGUACAAUCAACAUGUAAGGGAAGGAUCGGUGUAUUUUCAACGCUCUUCUACCUGCAACAAUCAGAAUGGCGCAACACCCCUCCAUCACUCGCAGCAGCAGAAACCACAAUAUUUGCAACAGCAGCACCACCACCAUUCGUCUCAGCAACGGCAACAGCUGCAGCGAAACAACUAUCUCUCGUCAACGGCCAGCGCUACGGCUGCAGCGGCCCAUAUCGCUCCACUAUCUGCCGACGCCAUUGCAUCGAACGUCAACAUCAUCAACAACAACAGCACCACCAGCAGCAGCGGCAACAACAACAACAAUAGACAGCAAUACUCGCGCUCUCAUUCGCGAUCCCACUCCCGAUCGCAUUCGUACUCGCGCUCGCAAUCACACUCGCAGUCGCACUCCUGUUCGUAUCACGAUUCACAUUCGCAUCACGAUUCCUACUCCGGACAACCGGACAACGGCCAAUCCCGAUCGCCGUCCAAUCUGGCCGAGGAAAUCUCUCUGAUGGCACUGGAGCGGGAUCUGAAGACGCUGGACGAAAGUGCCAACCAGAUUCAUCUUCGAAGCACCAAUGGGUCCCUGGCCAGCAAGCGAAGCCUGACGAGGAAAUUUUUCACGCUGACGCUGCUCCUGAGGCGAACGAGACCGACAAAGCUGUAAAGCGUGGGGGGAAUAUACGGCCCCCACGAGAUAAUGCUGUGCUGGCUCCAGAAAGCAAGAUUUAGAUAUAAGCGCCAUUGUAAAUAGAUUCAAACAUGCAUUUAGCGCCAGAAAGCAAGCAACAAAACAGACAGGACAUAAUCGUAUCGCGCGAACAGGGUUUCCAGGGGGAUGCCACCCAGAACUACCGUUUCUUGUACUUGAAUCUUUCGUUGGUUUUUUUUUCUGUGAAAUAUAAACAGUAAACGGAAAUUGUCGAAUCCUUAGUUUAUAGUUUUUUACCGAAUUUUCAGCAUGCGUAUACGUUAAUAAGAUCCGAGAGACUGUAUUUAUAAAAAAUAGCAAUCGUAUGUGCGUCAAAGAAGUUUUACCGCAAUAUUUACCGAAAAAUGUUUAAAAGGUUCGGUAAUUUGACUAAUUAUUCGAUAAUUUUUACUGACAGUUCGGUUAUUUUAACCGAAUAACUGAAUGAAUACUUUCACCGUACUAUCGGUAAUUUUUACCGAACAAACUGUGAAAGUUCGUUAAAAAACAUGGUCGGUAAAAUAAAUUACUGAAAUCGUAGUUUCCCGGUGAGUGUGUUUUUGAAAACGUUGCCAACUUUCGAGAAUUCUCAUUGAUUGAAGUAAACCACAAAAGUAAUACAGACCCCUUUCGUUUUUCGCAACAUUCGUGCUGAUCCGUUCGAUUUUUUUUUGUUUCACUGUACUGUCAGAUACUUUAAUGGUUUUUGUUGUAAAAAUGUAUUUUUAAACUUUUUUUUUUCAAAUCUCUCCAUUAGAGUUUCAAUAAAACAAACUAUUUCUUCAAUUAAAAAAAAGUUGUUUUAAAACCCCUUAUGGAUUUUUUUUCGGUAAAUAGUGAGUCCGGUAGAUGAGAGUCUCCUCUAUAAAUUUUCAGAAAUAUUGAUUUAAAAAAAAGGACGGAAAAAAUUAACACCUAUGAAUAUCAAAAGCACAUGAAAUAUAUAAAAAAAACUGCCAUAAAAGGUUAUUAUUUUGCAGUUAGACAAAUCUGGUAACUCUAUAAAUUGCAAGUGGAAAAAAACGAUGAAACAAACUCAAACAAAUGGCAAAACGCACUGUUCUUUAAACGAAAAAAGGCAAUAAAUUUUCAACGGACGAGCUCUACAUCUCGAACAUCUUAGCAUUAGCAAAACCGCUCUUAUGAUUUGCAUCUGAAGAAAAAUCUACUUAAGCUGGAACUGAAAUUGAAAAAUGAUUCGGAAAAUGUGCGUUUGUUGAUUGAAAACGGGAAUCAAAAGCUCAGACAACUUUUCCAUUUGAUGAAUUACAUUCACUCCUAGUUUUCUGGCAGACGCAAUAAUUCUUGGCUGGACAUCCUUUUCGAUGAAUAAUCAGUUGAUUUAUUUGAUCAGAAUUUAGAAAAUAAAAAAACCUUAAUAGUUUGAAUCUCAAUUUUGAAGCCAAAUUCGAAAUGUGAACAAAACUUCUUGUUGAAAUUUUAAUCCAAAAUCAGAAUCUGAAAUUCGAAUCUAAGUUCUGAAUCUGAAAAUACAAUUUUAAGUCUGAAUCUGAAGUUUGUUAACUGAAUCAAAAAUCUAUAAUCUACUAUCUGAAUCGGAACCCUGAAUAAGAAUAUAAAAUCCCAAUUAGAAAUUUCCAUCUUUCUCUCAUUUCUGAAUCUGAAGCCUAACAUUCGACAUCUAUAUCUGAAAUUCAUUAACAAUUAGUUUUCACCCUCAUAUCUGAAAUUUGAAUUUGACCUCUGAAUCUGAUUCUGAUUGUCUGAUUCUAAAACCUUGAUCUCGAAUCUUAAUCUAAAAUUGAAAUCUGAAUCUAAAUAUAAAUCUGAAGCUUAAUCUAUAUCUGAAUCUUUAACCGGAAUUGUCAUCUGAGUUUUGAAUCUAUUCCAUUCUAUUUUGAUUCUUUAUGGAGAAUUGAAAUCUUAAAUCAAAAACCCAAAUCUGCUCUCAAUCUGAAAUCUUAAAUCUGAAUCUGAAAUCUAUUUUUAAGGUGAGUUAACUGCCGUUUAUAUUGAUUUUAUAAAUUUUUUUUUUCGGCAUAUCGGUGAAAAUGUAUAUUCUGGAUGAAAGAAUAUCAGAAUUGAAAAUUGAUAAGAUGGAUAGAAAAGUUAGGUAAUUUUUUUAAACAGAUGUUUAAAAGAGCCAAAGAGCAUUUUUGCGUCCUACUUCUACAAAAUAAUGAAAUGUUGCGGGGUAAAGUAUGAUGUACGUUAAUAAGCUUUCCUCACAAAAAUGCUCUUUCGCUCUUUUCAACACCUGUGAAAUUUUCUCCUAACUUUUCUAUCCAUCAUAUUAAUUUUCAAUUCUGAUAUUACUUCUCCAAGAAUAUACAUUUUCA